Molecule: messenger RNA, 2743 nt
Organism: Oryzias latipes (Japanese medaka)
Lineage: Eukaryota; Metazoa; Chordata; Actinopteri; Beloniformes; Adrianichthyidae
Gene: str-3
Product: stromelysin-3
Biological process (GO): collagen catabolic process; extracellular matrix organization; proteolysis
Cellular component (GO): extracellular matrix
Molecular function (GO): zinc ion binding; metalloendopeptidase activity
Source: RefSeq, marked provisional
UCAGUCAUUGCGAAUGUGGUCUGCGGAGGACAGGGACGCCUUUCCCCGCCUCCCCGUGAGCGCCCAUCGCGCGGCCGCUGCCUCAGUUGCGUCCAAGCGCGGGACACGAUGAUGCAGGCGGUGUUGUUGUGCGGCAUCUCCCUCCACCUCUGCCUGUUCGUCCACCCGCUGCCGGCCCACGAGCGGAGCCCCACGCGGCAGCCGCAGGGGUGGCCUCACAGCAGCAGCAGCAACAGCCACAUAGAGCUAAAGAAGAAUCAGAGACACAAACAAGACACAACUAUUGAAGAUGAGCACUUCCCGCCCGUCAGAGCAUCCAGGAAUGACACAGAGUUUUGGAAUCGUCCUCGCUGUGGAGUGCCAGACUAUCCCAAGGUUACCCAGCUCGACAUGCGGCAUCACAGCCUGAAGAGAACAGCAGGAGGCCUGAAAAAGCAGGAGCGCAGCAAGCGGUUUGCACUCUUUGGAGGGCGCUGGGAGAAAACUGACCUCAGCUACAAAAUCAUGCGGUUUCCGUGGCAGAUGAGGGAGGAAAAGGUUCGAGACAUCUUCCGGGAAGCAUUUGGAGUGUGGAGCGAAGUGACGCCUCUGAGGUUCAGAGAGGUCACUGAUGGCAAAGCUGACAUCACCAUCGACUUCAACAGGUACUGGCAUGGGGACAACUUACCAUUUGAUGGUCCUGGAGGAAUACUGGCCCAUGCUUUCUUCCCCCGUACACACAGAGAAGGAGAAGUCCACUUUGACUUUGAUGAACACUGGACAGUGGGAAACAGUGUAGGCACUGAUCUCCUGCAGGUGGCUGCUCAUGAGUUCGGCCAUGUUCUGGGCCUUCAGCACUCUCAGGACCCCGAUGCGGUGAUGUGUCCUUUCUACAGUGACUCUUACCCUCUGCAGCUUAGUGAUGAUGAUAAGAGAGGCAUUCAGCAUUUGUAUGGGCCGCCUGUGCACAGACCGCCUGAGGUCACAGAGACCAAUGACAUCAGCUCUGAACUGCCGGAUGCCUGCAGAACCAACUUUGACGCAGUGUCCAUGAUCAGAGGAGAGCUCUUCUUCUUCAAGUCUCAGUAUGUUUGGCGUAUCCGUCAUGGACACUUACAGGGUGGCUAUCCAGCCUUGUCUUCACGACACUGGAGAGGUAUUCCUGACUACAUCGAUGCAGCAUAUGAGGACAAGUCGGGCAACAUCUGGUUUUUCCAAGGUGACAGGUAUUGGGUGUUUGACGCUGAGAGGAAGAUAACUGGACCCGACUCGGUCCAGCGGUUGGGUCUUCCUGUGACAGACAUCCAUGCAGCUUUGAAGUGGGAGGAGGAUCACGUGGAGAAAGUUUACUUCUUUAAGUCGUCCUUUUAUUGGAAGUUCAAUGUCCAAGAAAACAGAGUUGAGGACGUCCGUCCUCGCAGCAUGCACGAGUGGCUAGGACUGCCCAGUCACAUUGAUGGAGCCUUUCUUGAUCAAAACGGCUAUGCUAAUUUCCUGAGUGGGCGGCACUACUGGAAAGUUGACCCUGUGGCGUUGAAGGUGCUGGAAGGUUACCCCCGCCUAAUCGGCAUGGACUUCUUUCAUUGCUCUGCUGCUUUGUACAAAUGAUUUAUGAUUCUGAGCACUUUAUUAAUCAGACAGUAUAACACCAUGAAAACCUCUCAGGCUGUUUGGAGACUAAUGUAUUUGUUAUUUACAGGCAUAAGAUAGACAUCGGUAGGUAAGGACUUCAUAAUCAUUACCUGCUGCUCUCCAUGUUGUUUUUUAAAUGUAUACCGGUAUAUACAUUUUAUGUUACCGUAUAUUCAUUUUAUUGUAAAUUACAGUUGGCACACACCCCAUUAGGCCAAAAUGUUUAUCUUUUUAUCAUCAUAUCAAUGUGGAACCAGCUUAAAUGGUUGGUAUCAGGAAACACAAUCUUGCAUUAAAACAUGAUGGUGCAUUGGUUAGCGCUCUCACCUCAAAGUGAGAAGGUCCGGUUCAAACCCCAGCUGGGACCUUUCUGUGUGUAAAGGUCUCAGUGUACAUGUGUGGCUUUUCUCCGGGCUCCCCGCCAUGAACGCACCUUUUUUCUGCAAAGCCAUUAAGGUCUGGUCUUAAGCUCUUUAAUUUGUUUUUAGUAGAGGAGUUAUUGUGCAAGCUCUGAUGUGAUCAAAUCAGAGGUCAUGUUGCAUGUUAUUUCAGACUUUAACAGCAGAUAAAUAUUUAUCGAGAUGUUGGUUAAUGCACCCCCAUCUGGGUGGUGCGUUAACUCCUCUGCAUUUUCCAUAAUGAAUGGAGAAGUCCUCAGGUUUAAAUUGUUAAGGGUUGACAAAGGUUUUCUGGAAAGACAAAGCCAGAACCUUAGAUGGUACGAUUAUUUUAAAUGUAACUCAUUUGUUUACUCAAUUUUUAGAGAAAUGUGACGUAGUAGUUAUCUUAAAAAGUCAAACUGCUUUUUCUACAUUUUCUUACAUUAUAGUACUAUUUUUAUAGUUGUAGUACUAAUGGUGCUUCGCUGUCAUUCAAAACAAUCUCCAAAGUACUCAACUGUUUUUGUGCUAAUAUUCUAUGUAUUUACUUCAUGUUGAUGCUCUUUGUGUUCAGUGCAGGACACUGAUGAAUGCAUUGACCUUUUUUAUUGUGUUGUGCAAAGACAGUGUCACAAAACCAGGAUGUAUUCUUUGUCAUUGUGUUUUUGCAACUUCUGAUUUUUAUUUUGAAAAAUUCAUAUCUUACAAAACAUCAUGCAAAACUUUCAAAAAAUAAAUAAAAUCCAUAAAAA